Molecule: messenger RNA, 657 nt
Organism: Penicillium macrosclerotiorum
Lineage: Eukaryota; Fungi; Ascomycota; Eurotiomycetes; Eurotiales; Aspergillaceae
Product: putative Golgi traffic protein SFT2
Exons: 4
Coding region: 1-657 (218 amino acids)
Biological process (GO): vesicle-mediated transport
Cellular component (GO): membrane
Source: RefSeq, a predicted model, not a curated record
AUGGCAAAUAACUCCUUCCGAGACUCCGUCAACUCCCUGGGCUGGUCGCGUAGAGACCCGGAUUUUCCCGUCCGUACCAAUGCUUCCUCGGAGACCCCGUUCUUGUCGCGAUUGCAAUCGUUGAAUCCCUUCGGUCAAGGAGGCUAUGUUCAGUUGCCUACUCAUAAUGAAGCACCUGGUGCCCCAUUACCUGCUGCCUCGCGACGGGAGGAGGAAGAAGGCUUCUUUGCUUUAAGUCGGUGGGAUCGAAUGCUCAUUUUCGGCGCCUGUAAUCUGGGCGCUGCCGUCUGCUUCCUGAUCUGCUUCUUCCUGUUUCCAGCCCUUUCGCUCAAGCCCCGUAAAUUCGCCAUCCUGUGGUCUGUUGGCUCAGUCCUGUUUUUGUUAUCAUGGGCUGUUCUCAUGGGACCCUGGUCCUACGCUAAGCACUUGGUCUCGGGAUCACGGCUACCCUUUACGGCGGCCUAUUUCGGGUCGAUCGCACUUACACUAUACUUUGCCAUCGGGCUCCAAGAUCUCUUCCUUACCCUCAUCUCAUCGAUCCUCCAGCUCUGCGCCCUGGUUUGGUACCUAGUUUCCUACUUUCCCAUGGGCUCGACCAGCCUUCAGUACAUGGGUCGUUUUGGUGCAUCCCGUGUGUCCGCUUGGAUCAGUGGUUAA